Messenger RNA from Linnemannia hyalina, 1770 nucleotides. The record is from the annotation of a GenBank genome assembly. Lineage: Eukaryota; Fungi; Mortierellomycota; Mortierellomycetes; Mortierellales; Mortierellaceae.
AUGUUGGUGUUCCAUUUACCUAAUUCGAAUGCUGUUUACGAGUUCCGGGUGGAGACUGGGACUUGGGUGCAGUCGAGUUUGGCGUUUGCGAAUAUGAAGUGGCAAGGUGUAGGGGCUGUCACGGAUCCGAGGACGGGGCUUGUGUACCUGGCGACGGGGUACACGGAUCCUGGUAGACUGACCAUGGAUAUCCUUAACCCUGCUACGCAGAAUAUCACACACUCGAAACUCCCGGAUCCGUUUGGUCCUGCGGGAACAGUUCGGUUUGAGGCGAGGUGGUUUUAUGGUGGCGUUUGGUGUGCGUCGAGGAAGAGUAUCUUGUAUUGGGGAGGGUACCAGCCGACGGGCCAGAUGCCCACGGAGAAUGUUGUUACCGAGUUGACCGUUGAUACCAUGAUCUGGUCGAACUUGCUUUCUCUUGCAAACAAUUUAGGCGAGGACGGAUCAAGGAUGGUGGUCUUCGGAGGACGAGUCAACAAUGUACCCAACAACGAGGUCUUUGUACUCAACACCGCAACAGGAGCAUGGACACAGGGACCAUCAGCAGAUGCGAGGAUGUACCCGGCUUGUACCAUUGUAGGAGACCUCCUUCUUAUCUGGGGUGGUACCAACUCUGCAAAUUCAGUUGCAAAUGGAGACAUGUUGAUCUACAACUAUGUCAACUCGACAUGGCUCAUUUCUUAUACGCCUCCAACGUCCUACAGCGGUCUUGUGCCACCCAAGAUCCCUACCACUGCAGGUCCCUGGACUACCCCUUCAUCAACAUCGGCUCCCUCAUCAACCUCAUCGUCAGCAUCAAAACCCGACUUUCCGUCAGGAUCACUUUAUGGUACAAACACGCCAUCUAAUAACAAGGAAUCGUCGACUGACCUGGGAGCUAUUGUCGGUGGAGUGGUCGGUUCACUGGCGGUGAUCAGUGCAGCAGUCGGGCUCUUGGUGUACCGACGGAAGCAACAGCAACGACUAACACAAAAAGGAGUACCACUACUCUCUCUCAAGACAACCCACAGCGACAACCACAGCGCGCACGAUAACAACAACCACAACAACGACGAUGAUGACGAGGAACAAGACAACGCCAAAAUGUACGCUGCAGGAUUCGGACCCGUCCAAACGAUCUCACUCAUGCACAAGCAUAAUCUCGCUGCGGGUGGUGGUGAAUCUGAUUUCAACUCAGUCAUCGACACUCCCAAGAAAGGACCACAGGCGAUUGUGCAGACGGGAAACAGUGCCAUAGACAUGAGAAUGCGAGAUCUACAGAUUCAGCAACAGCAACUGGAUCUAAAGUGGCAGCUCCUCGUGCUUCAACAACAGGAACAACAGUUUUGGUCGCCUCUUCAGCAACAACAGUACCAACAGCAACAACAGCAACUACAACUCCAACAACAGCUGCAAAUGCAACAACACCAACAAUUACAACAACAGGCACUCCAGUAUCAACAGCAGCAACGAUCAAGCCAGCAGCAAAUCCCUCAACUCGGAGGACAAGGGCAUAGGGGAUCUGUCGUCAGUGUGAGCACCAUAUCAACAAACACCAACACCCUCACUUCCGCCUACUCCCGUCCAACCCAAGCAACAAGCAAUAGUAACACAGGAUCAAUCGGUCCAUACGCACGGCAAGAAUAUGAUGACAUAUCCUCAAAUUAUGCUCGGACAGCCCCCACGGUGCAUACAUUUCCGGAUGCAGGAAUUUUGCAUAGGGCGUAUAGUACGCUCGAUCUUGAGCCCAAGCAGAUACCAAACAAUCCUCACACGGAUGUUCCACACUAA